AUGCUAUAAACCAUUUAAUCUCAUUUGAUUAGUGAGAAUAUAACCACCCCGCCCAUCGUUUGUCUAUCACUGUGGCACACACCCCACCACACAACACGACACACUACACCACAUCAAUCAUUUACGACUCCACACGCCCCCCUGCUUACCCACAGCCCACCACAGUACCACCGACUUCACAUUUCGAGGCACACCGGAGCGCAGAGAAGCAGUUUCCUGCAGAGAAACGCCGCGAGGAGAGAGGUUUAUACUGCUGCGUCACAAAGAGUCGUUUCGCGUCUUUUAAAUGCUUUAAAUUUCCCUUAUGACGUCACACCAUGAAGACAUCACGGAAGGCUGAUCUUUUUUCAUAUUUACAGGAUUUUUAACGUCUGCGUAAUACGUAAUUGAAUCUUAAACUUUGACAUUGAAUACUUCACAAAAGUAUUUAAAGUGUUUAAAAUAUUUAUCUAAAGUGUGAAAUAAAUAGGCCUACAUUUUUCCCCUGUUGUAAAGUAGGGGUUGCGUCUCCAACGUUUUGGAGCUAUUCAGUGAUUUAAAAUUAAAAAAAAUCUGUUUAUUAAACUGACUUAAAUUGACGUCAUCACUGUUAUUUGUGACCAUGGACCACAAAACCAGGGCCAUAAGGGUCCAAAUCAUAUGAGAGCUGAAUAAAUAAGUUUUCCGUUGAUGUAUGGUUUUGUUAGGAUAUGACAAUAUUUGGCCGAGAUACAACUAUUUGAAAAUCUGGAAUCUGAGGGUGCAUAAAAAAUAAAAAUACUGAGAAAGUGAGGUCCCUAGCAAUGUAUAUUACUAAUCAAAAAUUAAGUUUUAAUAUUUUUACGUUAAGAAAAAAAUAUCUAGGAACAAAAUAUCUUGUAACAUCUUAAUAUCUUAAUGAUUUUUGGCAUGAAAGAAAAAUCGAUAAUUUAGACCCAUACAAUGUAUUGUUGGCUAUUGCUACAAAUAUACCCAUGCUAUUUAUGACUGGUUUUGUGGUCCAGGGUCACAUAGAAUAGCAGGUUUACAGUAUUUCUAGAAUGUACAAGAUUAUGUGCUCAUGUAGGCUGCUGUAAGAGCUGAGUAUGUCCAGUAAGCGGCAGUAAAUCGACUCGCGCUGUUCCAUCUGCUCCACUAGAAGAAGAGGGAGAUUCAAAAGACAGCUGCUGCGACAGUGAUAAAGUUAUCAGCAUGCAUGCUUCUGAGAUCAUCUAUUCCCCAUUCCAUCCUCACCUUAGCCCUGUCAGUCAUUUUGUCUCCCAUCAACCCUGUUCAGAAUAUGGUUGAGGGGAUGGAGUCUGUCAUCGGGAGACGUGGCUUUUCAGUGAUCUGGAAUAUACCUACUGCUCGGUGUCAGCGUCGAUAUGGAGUCUCCCUGCCGCUGCGCCAAUUCAACAUCAUUCAUAACUCACAGCAGAGAUUUCAGGGUCAAAAUAUGAGCAUAUUUUAUCAGCGCCGUCUGGGUCUUUAUCCCUACAUCAACCGUCAAGGCUCAAAGGUCAAUGGUGGCCUGCCUCAACAAGGAUCCCUGAAGGCUCACCUAUCAUUGGCUGAGGCGCAGAUCAAUGAAGUGUUGAGACACACGUUCAGUGGAUUAGCCGUGCUAGAUUGGGAAGCAUGGCAGCCCAUAUGGAUGUGGAACUUCGGGACAAGAAUUGUAUAUAGGAAAAUUUCCAAAAAGCUGGUUAGGUGGAAACAUCCAGAUAUGUCAGAGGAAGAAGUGAAAUCCGAGGCGAAGGCGGAGUUUGAAUUAGGAGCAAGACUGUUUAUGGAAGAGACUCUGCGCCUUGGUGUUCGCCUCUGCCCAGAGGGAUUAUGGGGGUUUUAUGGGUUUCCCAGUUGUUAUAACAAUCAAGGCCAAGGGCAGAGCGGAUACACGGGGCAGUGCCACAAUGGAACAGAGAUUCUGAAUGACAGACUGGCGUUUCUAUGGCAACACUCUACCGCCUUGUAUCCCAGCAUUUAUUUGUGGCGUAAGCUGGCCGGACAUGUACACGCUCAACUCAUGGUGAGACACCGUGUACUUGAGGCCUUCCGAGUGGCAUCCCAGCAUUCACCUGGCACUGAAGCACUUCCUGUUUUUCCCUAUGCCAGAGUGGCGUUCACACACACAUUGGCGUUUCUGAAUCAGACGGAUUUGGAGCACACACUAGGUGAGAGUGCUGCUUUAGGGGCCGCUGGAGUCGUGUUAUGGGGCGAGCUGAGUUUUGCAAAGUCUAAGCGGCAGUGCGCUCUCCUGCGUGAUUACAUUAGCUCAGAAUUAGGAGAGUAUGUCGCCGCCCUGCAGGCCGGUGUGAGGAACUGCAGUAAGAGAAUGUGUAACAACCAGGGACGCUGCGCUCGACGGGACCCUCACUCAGGUUACAUGAUCUCUAUACAUGGUACCCAUGAAGCUCUUCCUCUCAGUGACAUGAGGUCAAAGUUCAAGUGUGUCUGUUACGAAGGAUGGGGAGGAGAACACUGCGAGCAAAGAAUUUCCUAAGAACAGAUAUGCUUUUCUGAUUUUCAUUCAUUUUCACUGUGGGGAUUUUUAAAACAUCUUUGUUGAAAAAGUUAUCACUGUUAUCAAAGCUACUCACUGUGUUGGUUUGGUGAAUCACAUUACAAAUUUUGAUUUGAAGCAAAUAAGCAUUUGAAAAUCGAACAAAGGCCAGAGCACAAGAGUGAACAAAAUAAAGAGUGUAUCUAAAUAAUAAAGUAGUGUAAGCAUA
Messenger RNA from Onychostoma macrolepis, 2690 nucleotides. It is a transcript of the gene hyal3, whose product is annotated as hyaluronidase 3. Gene Ontology annotation, cellular component: acrosomal vesicle. Gene Ontology annotation, biological process: hyaluronan catabolic process; carbohydrate metabolic process. Bases 1175 to 2461 code for a protein of 428 amino acids. Gene Ontology annotation, molecular function: hyalurononglucosaminidase activity. The record is from RefSeq and is a predicted model, not a curated record. NCBI's taxonomy places the organism in Eukaryota, Metazoa, Chordata, Actinopteri, Cypriniformes, Cyprinidae. The transcript is spliced from 4 exons.